Cuscuta campestris is the source of this 2718-nucleotide messenger RNA. The record is from the annotation of a GenBank genome assembly. NCBI's taxonomy places the organism in Eukaryota, Viridiplantae, Streptophyta, Magnoliopsida, Solanales, Convolvulaceae.
UCAUGUCUAAGUGUUACGAUCCUUUCUGGAAUGAAUUCUCCAACCCCAAACCAUAUUACUUAACCCUGACAACCUUGAGCCUAUCUCCAUCCUAAAAAGAGCUGUAUACCCUGCCCAGACUACCCCACUCCCUACUUGAAUCACUCCAUCAAAAUAACACGUUUUGUGCCAAAAGAAAAAACCAUAAGUCAAUUUCCUUUUCAUUUCCCUAAGCUAGGGCCGAAACACACCAAGCCAAACAACCAUAUUUCAUCACCCAACAUCCCACAAACAUUGUCCCCCCCUUGUCCCCUAGUACAACCGAAAUAACAAGCACAACAAGCCAAGGGAUAUUUUUGAUUACUUUGACCUUUAAACCACCAUAAAAGCCACCCUAUAAAAGCCAUAUUUCUCACACCCCACUGUCCCCCACUAUGGCAGAAUGAAUCACUCCCCAACCACCAAAUAUUCACCUCACUAGCCAAGCCAAAAUACCCAACACAUCACCCAUCCAUUUUGCCCUCUAAUAUGGCCGAAAAUCCCCUUCCAUUCAUGAAUAUUCAUUCAUGAAUCCCUGUCCCCAUUUUCCCUGAUUUUAUUCCAUGAAAGGACUCAAGCACAUGACUGCAUUUUCUAGGAUUUGUGGAAGAAAUAGCUUAGUAUUUUCCUUUGUAUGAGUGCCUUUAAAUUUCGGCCAUAGGCCUAUUGUAAUGCUCAGAUUUUUAUUCUUCAUUUCAAGAUAGAAAUACACUGGUUGUAUUCUGUUUUCAAAUCCUAAUUUCUAUAUCUUAAGGUUGGUUUCCUUAAGUGUGAGUGUUAGGUUCUAGUUAUUUAAUUGAGUGUGUAAUAUCUUAAUUAAAUUCUAGACUCAAACCCCAAGUGAGGAUAAGAGUGUGUUAUAUCUCUUAAAACCUACUUGGUUUUUAUCCCUUUUCCCCUCUUAUUUUCCCUUCCAAAUUUUCGGCCCUCCUAAAAAGCACAACCAGUAUCCCCCUUUUUCUCCCCUAUUCUUAUGCCUUUAAACCAUCUUAAAAAUCAACCCUUCAUCCUCCUCCAUAUACUCGACCAGUCCACUCCCCUCCCUUUCCAAACCCAAGCUUAAAUAUAUCAUGUUCAUACUUCAACGAGAGUUAGAGUUUGUAGUUUUGUUUACACAUUUUCUUCUUACAGAUUGAGCCAGUACCAAGUGGGAAUCUGCCUCCUGGUUUUGAUCCAAGCACAUGCCGCAGCGUGUAUGUUGGGAAUAUUCACCCGCAGGUAACUGAACCUCUUAUGCAGGAAGUCUUUUCUAGUACAGGUCUUAUUGAAGGAUGUAAGCUUAUACGGAAGGAAAAGUCAUCCUAUGGUUUCAUUCAUUACUAUGACCGUAGAUCUGCUGGCCUUGCUAUAAUGUCUCUGAAUGGAAGGAAUCUGUUUGGCCAGCCUAUCAAAGUGAAUUGGGCUUAUGCCAGUACUCAGAGGGAGGAUACUUCUAGUCAUUUCAAUAUAUUUGUAGGUGAUCUCAGCCCUGAAGUUACCGAUGCCAUGUUAUAUGCUUGUUUCUCCACAUAUCAUAGUUGCUCUGAUGCAAGAAUCAUGUGGGAUCAGAAGACAGGGCGCUCUAGGGGGUUUGGAUUUGUGUCAUUCCGAAACCAACAGGAUGCUCAAAGUGCCAUUAAUGAUCUAACUGGGAAGUGGCUGGGCAGCAGACAGAUAAGAUGCAACUGGGCUACUAAAGGUGCUAAUGCUAAUGAUGACAAACAGAGCUCUGACUCAAAAAGUGUUAUGGAACUAACAAAUGGCUCAUCAGAAGAUGGUAAAGAGGCUUCGAUUGGUGAAGCUCCCGAGAAUAACCCUCAAUACACCACUGUGUAUGUUGGCAAUCUUGCUCCCGAGGUGACACAGGUGGAGCUUCAUCGCCAUUUCCAUUCCCUCGGUGCAGGAGUGAUUGAGGAAGUUCGUGUGCAACGUGAUAAGGGUUUUGGUUUUGUAAAAUACAGCACCCAUGCUGAGGCUGCUUUGGCUAUUCAGAUGGGCAACACACAGUCCAUUCUUUAUGGGAAACCAAUCAAGUGUUCAUGGGGUAGCAAGCCUACAGUGCCUGGCACGGCUUCGACCCCUCUUCCGCCACCAGCGCUGGCACCCUUACAUGGCGGUCUAUCAGCCACCGAUCUUAUGGCCUACGAGCGGCAGGUAGCAAUGAGCAAAAUGGGAGGCUUCAACGCACUCAUGCACCUCCCUCAGGGUCAGCAUGCCCUAAAGCAUGCAUCAAUUGCUAUGGGUAUGGGUGCUGCCAAUGGAGCAAGCCAAGCCAUUUAUGACUUUCAGAAUGUGGCUGCUGCCCAGCAACUCAUGUACUAUCAGUAGUGAGUGAUGUAUCGAGAGUCACGGCCCUUUGUGUUUUUUUUAUUUAAAUUUUGUUUAAUGUUAUAUUUUCUGAUUUUAACGAGGUGGUGCGUUAUGUGUGCCACGUGUAUCACUACAUGUUGUGCAUUGGUGUAUGUUGUGUUUCCCCAUUUGUAGUAGUAGUAGUAGUAGCAACAGCAGCAAUGAAGGGCACCCAUAGUUGAGCUCACUUCUGUUUUUAUUGAAAUGCGUAAUGCUACACAAGUUUUUCUGCUGAGACUUGCUGUGGCAACUAUAAGGAGGUGUAUAGUUUUCCCUUCCAUUUGUGUAUUUAUUUAAGAAUCUUGUUUCCUAUUCUUUGGUUUUUUGUCUAUUUUUUUCUUCUUCCGGACACAAUGAAAUAGUCUCUUUGUG